UCCUGAGCUUAUAUUCAGUCCAGAUGUGUCUAAAUAUAUGCUGGAGGGCACUGCAGUGAAUCUGAUCUGCUCUGCUGAAGCUCCCUGCCCCAAACAACCUCCUACAUUAUCCUGGACUAACAUCCCCAAAUCUGCCAACAUUAUAACACAGUUACAGGAGAAACCUGAUAAAACUCAUUCAGUGUUUUCCUCAAUGACCUUCAAUGCUUCAUACAUGGAUCACAGGAUGAACAUCUCCUGCACUGCAACAUAUCCAAGAAACAUCUCCAAUAACACAACUGUGAACAGCACAGUAAUGCUGCGAGUAAUGUUUCCUCCAAAAGAGACUCAUAUUAUUAUUGAACCAUCUGCUUCAGUCACUGUGGGCACUAAUGUAACUUUCACCUGCAAAAGCAAAGCAACACCAUCAAAUAACAUGAUGUACACCUGGUACAAACGUGGACAGAAGACACCUUUAGCACAGGAAAAGAUGAUGAGCUUCAUUGUAACUCAUAAUAAUACAGGAUGGUAUUUCUGCACAGCACUGAAUAAAUUUGGCAACCAAUCAUCAGACGAGAUUCAACUGUUAAUCACAGGCCCUGAUGAAUACACACUUGUAAUUGCUGGUUUGGGAGUUUUGGCUGUGCUUCUGUUUUUUGUUGGUUUAAGUAUGAGGUCAUCAAAGACAAUCAAUGAAUCCAGUGUCAGCUGGAGGGAUGUCUCUUAUCAGAGGAUUUUGGCUGAUGAUGAAACCCUCAUUAUCUACAAUGAAGAGAUUGACGUCUCAAAGCUGCAGAACUCAUCAUAACAACAGACUUCAGAUGAUGAACUCACAGAAAUACAGUAUACUCAGUUGUUAGAAUUAUCGUCUUUAAAAAAAAUUGUUUGUUUCAAAAAUAUGUGACCCAGUUUGUGAAAAUCCAGUUAAAACACGUUUUUGUGAAUUACUGUUUUCUACAUACAAUUAUCAUGUAAUGUAAAGAUCAUUCUGUAAUACUAUAACCUUGAAAUCAUUCAAAUUGAUCAUGUCAAACAUUAAGAGCCUCUUGUUUAUCAAAUCAAUAAUUAAUCUGGUACAAACAACAGUCACCACUAGAUGGCACUAGAUGAUUUCUAUCUAAAUCAUUUAAAAAAGA
Misgurnus anguillicaudatus (oriental weatherfish) is the source of this 1115-nucleotide messenger RNA. The record is from RefSeq and is a predicted model, not a curated record. Lineage: Eukaryota; Metazoa; Chordata; Actinopteri; Cypriniformes; Cobitidae.